This is a messenger RNA of Amphimedon queenslandica, 1378 nucleotides long. Its product is annotated as protein tilB homolog. The coding region runs from base 39 to 1373 and encodes 444 amino acids. Gene Ontology annotation, molecular function: protein binding. Gene Ontology annotation, cellular component: cytoplasm. The record is from RefSeq and is a predicted model, not a curated record. Lineage: Eukaryota; Metazoa; Porifera; Demospongiae; Haplosclerida; Niphatidae. The transcript is spliced from 14 exons. Gene Ontology annotation, biological process: outer dynein arm assembly.
UUUCAAAACUAUUUUGUUUCUCAUAGUUACAAAACAUUAUGGCCAGAAUAACUGAGGAGCUCAUUAGAAGAAGAUCAGAACACAAUAAUCUUGAAAUAACGACACUAGAAGAAAUAUCCCUACACCAACAAGAUAUAGAGAAGAUUGAGCAUCUGGACAAAUGGUGCCGAAACCUUAAGAUACUCUACCUUCAGAGUAACCUCAUUCCUAAAAUAGAAAAUGUCGGGAGGCUUAAAUAUUUGGAAUAUCUUAACUUAGCUCUUAACAAUAUCACAAAGAUCGAAAACCUCUCAGGUUGUGAGUCUUUGCAGAAAUUAGAUUUUACCGUUAAUUUCAUUGGAGAUCUCUUGAGUAUAGAGUCUUUAAAAGUUAACGAACAUCUAAAGGAAAUCUACCUCACUGGUAAUCCUUGCACUGACUAUGAAGGAUAUCGUGAUUUCGUAAUUGCUACAUUGCCUCAGCUCCAGUGGCUUGAUGGUAGAGAGAUCACUAAAUCUGAACGAAUCACUGCUCUUCAAAAGCUCCCAGAGUUAAGACAAAGUAUAGAGAGACAGCAGCUUCUUUAUGAAGAAGAAAGGGAAAGAGAGAAGGAGAGAGAGGAAGAGAAGGAAAGAGAUAAGGGCAAGCCUGGUUUUAAUUCCCGAUGGUACACUGAUCCUAAUGCCCACGUUGGUCCAGAGAAUGGAGCAACAACUAAUAAUAAAAGAGACACUGAGGACAAUGAAGAUGAAAAUUUUAUGAAAGAGCCUGUAUCACAUACUCCUGAGUCACGUAUCGCUCUUCAUAAACAUCUGUCAGAGAAGAGACAAACAAAGACGCAAGAAACCAAACCAGUUCAGAGAGAGAGAAGGUUAGAGAGAAAUGGUGUCAUGCUUAACAUCAACGAGGGAAAAUAUGACUUUCAUCUAACGGAAGAUGAUAAUAAUAAUCAAUUUGUACUUGAUGUUUCCUGCCCAAGGUUCAUGGAUUCUUCUCUUGUUGAUUGUGAGGUACAUCCAACAUUUGUCAGAGUUCUCAUAAAAGGAAAGAUCCUACAGCUGGUAUUACAAGAAGAGGUUUCUCCUGAUCAAAGCGAAGCUAAGAGAUCACAAACAACUGGUCACUUGUUGGUGACAAUGCCUAAGUCCAAGCCUGUUCUUAGACCCAAAAGGAAUGAGACAAUGACUAAAGAAUCCAAGAACAAGGAGAAAGACAUCGGAACAGGACAAGCCCAGUCAGACUUGCUGUUAGAAGUGUCUCAGGACAAACCGUCCAUUUUUAAUAUUGUGAAAGAGAGCGAGACACAUGUUAUUAGUGACUCCCCUCCUCCUCCUCCUCUUAAACCUGUAUCAGAUGAUUUUAUUGAUGAUCCUGAUGUUCCUCCUUUGAUCUAACUUGA